AUGGGAAGGGAAAGGAUGACAAUAGUUACUCUUAGGUCAAGAAAUGGUGAGUAUACAUACACAAAGGAGUUUGAGUCUGACCACACAAUACUCCAUGUCAAGGAGUACUUGAAGAGCCAGAUAGAGGAAUACAGUAUAGAGUCCACUGAAAAGGGGAUAAAGAUAAUUCUCAAUGGAAAGAUCGUGAGCGAUGCCGUUCAACUCCACACAUUAGGCAAGGGAAGCCUUCAGCUGGUGUACGAUGUUCCUCCACAGAAGGUAGGUGAAAGAUACAAGGGUGGUGGAGAUGUUUUAUGUGAAGAGAUAGAGACUAACGAUAUAUCGAUCAAGAUAGCUGUAUCUGUUAAGGAAACAGGAGCAAAGAUAAUGGUUGAUCCGGAAGAUCUUGUAAUGUUCAAUGGGGAAGUUUAUCUUGUUAAGGAAAGGAAAAGGAUACUGACUCUGAAGAGUAUUAUGGACUUACUAGGAAGUAUUAGGAUUUCUAGAGAGGACCUCGCUAAGUUCUUGAUCUUCUUCCUGCUUUUAUACACAGGGAAUGGAGGAAUUGUCCUUGUUCUAGGAUGUGUGUUUGUUCUUGAGCUCCUUAGCAGAAGACUUUCCUUAACACAUCAGAAUCAUUUCAAGAGCAUGGACCAUUUCUGCAGGUCGUUCUACAUGUUCUUUGUUAGUUUGUUCCUGAUAGACCACGGAAGAUUCUAA
This is a messenger RNA of Encephalitozoon romaleae SJ-2008, 699 nucleotides long. RefSeq lists its product as hypothetical. Lineage: Eukaryota; Fungi; Microsporidia; Unikaryonidae. The coding region runs from base 1 to 699 and encodes 232 amino acids. The record is from RefSeq and is a predicted model, not a curated record. The transcript has a single exon. Gene Ontology annotation, molecular function: protein binding.